This is a messenger RNA of Syngnathus acus (greater pipefish), 2084 nucleotides long. RefSeq lists its product as uncharacterized. The transcript has 2 exons. Bases 822 to 1568 code for a protein of 248 amino acids. Lineage: Eukaryota; Metazoa; Chordata; Actinopteri; Syngnathiformes; Syngnathidae. The record is from RefSeq and is a predicted model, not a curated record.
GUUCCCUUUUUUUAAAUAAAAUAUACAUAUAAAUAUUUGUUUAGCUGACUUCACAAAAAAAGAUAAAAACUAAAAUUUUAUGUAUAACAUUUAAAUAAAAUUUUGUUAAUGUUCAAGAGCUAGCAUUGAGUGAUUACUUGUUUGGAUAGACUCUUCUGAAUUAUGAUAAGCCUUAUAGAAAAUGGAUGAAUUUUUUAAUUGUUGCGAUCCAAAUGAUGAGAAGGGAAACUUUCACUGAAAGGCAAGUGACACAAAAUAUAUUGGCUUGACUAGAGUGAAGUACUGUCCUGCAUCCAAGUGAUCAGGUGUCAAUGUUUUGCAGGUCAUGGUCGCACCGUAGAGUGCUUUGUUAAUUUUUAAUGUUAUGACAGUUCUACUUUCCAGAGUCUGACACAUUUUCAUCACUUCAUUUGGCGAUUUUGCACAAUCAGCUGAUUUCAGUUCGAGUCUUUUCUGUACCAGCUUUGGUGUGCUUGGACUGUGGAUGGCUCAGGUUGCUUCAGAACAGGUAAUGCUAUCCAGAAGUGACCCCCAUCCAUGGAAUUGCUGUUUGAUACUGGACUGCAUAAAUCAUUUUUGUAAAUUACACCUAAAGAGAUAGCAAAUGGCCCCUGUGUUGCGUUCAGAACCACAAAGCGAAUUCAGGUCCCCCCGUGCCGUGCAAAGUCCCCUGUGUAGUUUUCCAGAAACUGGACCCGGGUGCUGAUGAAUAAAACAUCCUCCCCAAGGGCGACGGGCAGAUCUGUUCCCCUGUAGAUGGAUCAGCUGUAUAGGCACCAUGUAGUCACAGCCAAGAUCCACACUGAGAUUGUACAGGCAGCAUGUUAAACGCCGGGCAGCACCACGAGGUCCUGGGGCACGACCCGCACCAAGAACCCGCCGCGCUCUUUGGGAAGCCCUGGUUCUGGCAGCGCAGCAGCGGCGCCAUGGAGGGAACCCGCACCUUGGCCCGUGUCAUCAUGGAGAUGCGGGAGGAGAUCAGGAAGUUAGAGCAGAACCGAGUGCUGACAAAGGACCAGGAACAAGACCAGGAGCAGACACAGGAAGGGGUUUUAGAGGAAGAGCAUGAAAACCCAAGUGGGAAUCUCAGGAGAAAUGCAUCUGCUCCCAUUCUAAAGCGACAAUUUAAGGAAUGUGAAGGUAGCUAUCAUCAUUUAAAAAAAAAUUAUAUAUACUUUCAACCCAUCACUGCUAUCUUGCAUGUCUUUUCCCCCUCAGAAAAUGUCAUGACAGUUCGAAGGUAUUCCAGGAGCUCAAGCACACCUGGGAUGACACAGACCAAGGGUAUAGUGGACCCCUGGGAACGACUGAGCCACUUUGGAUGGGGGCGUCUACAGGAGGAGGUCCGGGGAGGAAAUGGCAACCCGGAUCACUCUGUCAGCAGUGACGUGGCCUCAGCGAAAAACAGGACAUCCCUUCAGGAAUGUGUGCAAAAGACUAGAGCCAAAGUGAAAACAGUCACAUUUCUUCUACCAGUGGACGACAUCUACACCAGCAAACCAGUACUGUCCAAGCCUCAGGAGCCCACAACCACCAAGCUGACCCCCAUAACUGAUACCGAGUCGUGAGAGGAACAAAAGUGGCCACUUGCAUGAAGACGAUUGUAGGAACUCUAAAUGAGGUCACAGUCUUUUUUUUUUUUUCUUCUAAGUCACCUUAAAUUGCUUUGGGUGUUCACGAAUCGAUUUGAUCACAGCGGUGCAACAUAAGUAAUCGGCGUCCAGUUACACACCGAUGUUGAGACAUUUGCACACAUGAUCACAUGUGCUGUGGUCAAGUGUUUUGGAACCUCACAGGAGACUGACCCAUUUUUUCUUACAGGCACUUUAAGUCUAUGACCGAUGUAUUAUUCAUUCACUCUUUUAAAUUGAAAUGAGAGGGGCUCACGUGUGGCACCUGCGGGACACAACAUUAAGUACACUUGCACAAUAGUGGUGCUUUGUUUUUUUUUUGUACAAUUUUGAAGACUAUCACAGCUAAAAGCCCAAAUUGACAAAUUUAAGAAAAUAGAAUAUUAUAUAGGAAACAAUCCAAAUAAUUACUCAUAAAUUAAUAUAUGUAGGUUUUUAAAUUGACCUAUGAAA